AUGGCACCGAUUGAGGUGACAGAUGAAAACAUUUUAAUCGUUUGGCAGAAUCUGUAUGCGAAGGGAUUUGGUAAAGAGGCUCAACCUAAAUAUAAGGUGGGACAACACGUGAGAAUAGCCAGAAGCAAGCAUCAUUUUGAGAAGGGCUAUGAGAGCAAUUUCAGUCAAGAAGUGUUUAAAAUCGUCAAAGUUAUAAAUCGUCGACCUCCAGUUUAUAGAAUAGUAGAUUUGAAUGGUGAAGAUAUAGAGGGAACUUUUUACGAAGAAGAGCUGCAAGUUGUUACACUUGAUGAGAAUACAGUGUUUAAAAUUGAUGAAAUCUUAGAAGAGAAAGGUCGUGGGAAAAACAAAAAGUAUUUGGUCAAGUGGAAAGGAUAUAGUGAAAAAUUCAAUUCUUGGAUAUCUGCAUCAGAACUAAAAAAGAUAUGA
Photinus pyralis (common eastern firefly) is the source of this 429-nucleotide messenger RNA. RefSeq lists its product as uncharacterized. Lineage: Eukaryota; Metazoa; Arthropoda; Insecta; Coleoptera; Lampyridae. The record is from RefSeq and is a predicted model, not a curated record. Bases 1 to 429 code for a protein of 142 amino acids. The transcript has a single exon.